This is a messenger RNA of Astyanax mexicanus (Mexican tetra), 8976 nucleotides long. RefSeq names its product serine-rich adhesin for platelets-like. Gene Ontology annotation, molecular function: ubiquitin protein ligase activity. The transcript has 24 exons. The record is from RefSeq and is a predicted model, not a curated record. Lineage: Eukaryota; Metazoa; Chordata; Actinopteri; Characiformes; Acestrorhamphidae. Gene Ontology annotation, biological process: protein monoubiquitination; protein polyubiquitination.
AUGACAUUUUUGAGCAGCACCAGCAGCUCCCGCUGCUACAGCCUCAGCUCCAGCACCAGCAGCUCCAGCCUCAGCUCCAGCACCAGUAGCUCCCCCUGCUCCAGCCUCAGCUCCAGCAGCUCCCGCUGCUCCAGCCUCAGCUCCAGCAGCUCCCGCUGCUCCAGCUCCAGCUCCAGCACCAGCAGCUCCCGCUGCUCCAGCCUCAGCUCCAGCUCCAGCACCAGCAGCUCCCGCUGCUCCAGCCUCAUCUCCAGCUCCAGCACCAGCAGCUCCCGCUGCUCCAGCCUCAUCUCCAGCACCAGCAGCUCCCGCUGCUCCAGCCUCAGCUCCAGCACCAGCAGCUCCCGCUGCUACAGCCUCAGCUCCAGCUCCAGCACCAGCAGCUCCUGCUGCUACAGCCUCAGCACCAGCAGCUCCCACUGCUCCAGCCUCAGCUCCAGCUCCAGCACCAGCAGCUCCCGCUGUUCCAGCCUCAGCUCCAGCUCCAGCACCAGCAGCUCCCGCUGCUACAGCCUCAGCUCCAGCAGCUCCCGCUGCUACAGCUCCAGCUCCAGCACCAGCAGCUCCCGCUGCUCCAGCCUCAGCUCCAGCUCCAGCACCAGCAGCUCCAGCUCCAGCUCCAGCCCCAGCAGCUCCCGCUGCUACAGCUCCAGCUCCAGCACAAGCAGCUCCCGCUGCUACAGCCUCAGCUCCAGCACCAGCAGCUCCAGCUGCUACAGCCUCAGCUCCAGCUCCAGCACGAGCAGCUCCCGCUGCUACAGCCUCAGCUCCAGCAGCUCCCGCUACUACAGCUCCAGCUCCAGCACCAGCAGCUCCCGCUGCUCCAGCCUCAGCUCCAGCUCCAGCACCAGCAGCUCCCGCUGCUACAGCCUCAGCUCCAGCAGCUCCUGCUGCUAAAGCCUCAGCUCCAGCACCAGCAGCUCCAGCCUCAGCUCCAGCUCCAGCACCAGCAGCUCCCGCUGCUACAGCCUCAGCUCCAGCAGCUCCUGCUGCUAAAGCCUCAGCUCCAGCACCAGCAGCUCCCGCUGCUACAGCCUCAGCUCCAGCACCAGCAGCUCCCCCUGCUCCAGCCUCAGCUCCAGCAGCUCCCGCUGCUCCAGCCUCAGCUCCAGCAGCUUCCGCUGCUCCAGCUCCUGCUCCAGCACCAGCAGCUCCCGCUGCUCCAGCCUCAGCUCCAGCUCCAGCACCAGCAGCUCCUGCUGCUCCAGCCUCAUCUCCAGCACCAGCAGCUCCCGCUGCUCCAGCCUCAGCACCAGCAGCUCCCGCUGCUACAGCCUCAGCUCCAGCUCCAGCACCAGCACCUCCGGCUGCUACAGCCUCAGCUCCAGCUCCAGCACCAGCAGCUCCCGCUGCUACAGCCUCAGCUCCAGCUCCAGCACCAGCAGCUCCCGCUGCUACAGCCUCAGCUCCAGCUCCAGCACCAGCAGCUCCCGCUGCUACAGCUCCAGCUCCAGCAGCAGCAGCUCCCGCUACUACAGCCUCACCACCAGCAGCUCCCGCUGUUCCAGCCUCAGCUCCAGCUCCAGCCCCAGCAGCUCCCGCUGCUACAGCUCCAGCUCCAGCACAAGCAGCUCCCGCUGCUACAGCCUCAGCUCCAGCUCCAGCACCAGCAGCUCCAGCUGCUACAGCCUCAGCUCCAGCUCCAGCACCAGCAGCUCCCGCUGCUACAGCCUCAGCUCCAGCUCCAGCACGAGCAGCUCCCGCUGCUACAGCCUCAGCUCCAGCAGCUCCCGCUGCUACAGCUCCAGCUCCAGCACCAGCAGCUCCCGCUGCUCCAGCCUCAGCUCCAGCUCCAGCACCAGCAGCUCCCGCUGCUACAGCCUCAGCUCCAGCUCCAGCACGAGCAGCUCCCGCUGCUACAGCCUCAGCUCCAGCUCCAGCACGAGCAGCUCCCGCUGCUACAGCCUCAGCUCCAGCAGCUCCCGCUGCUACAGCUCCAGCACCAGCAGCUCCCGCUGCUCCAGCCUCAGCUCCAGCUCCAGCACCAGCAGCUCCCGCUGCUACAGCCUCAGCUCCGGCAGCUCCUGCUGCUAAAGCCUCAGCUCCAGCACCAGCAGCUCCCGCUGCUACAGCCUCAGCUCCAGCACCAGCAGCUCCAGCCUCAGCUCCAGCACCAGCAGCUCCCCCUGCUCCAGCAGCUCCAGCAGCUCCCGGUGCUCCAGCCUCAGCUCCAGCUCCAGCACCAGCAGCUCCGCAGCUCCCGCUGCUACAGCUCCAGCUCCAGCACCAGCAGCUCCCGCUGCUACAGCCUCAGCUCCAGCAGCUCCUGCUGCUACAGCCUCAGCUCCAGCUCCAGCACCAGCAGCUCCCGCUGCUACAGCCUCAGCUCCAGCAGCUCCUGCUGCUAAAGCCUCAGCUCCACUCCGCCUCAGCUCCAGCACCAGUAGCUCCCCCUGCUCCAGCCUCAGCUCCAGCAGCUCCCGCUGCUCCAGCCUCAGCUCCAGCAGCUCCCGCUGCUCCAGCUCCAGCUCCAGCACCAGCAGCUCCUGCUGCUCCAGCCUCAGCUCCAGCACCAGCAGCUCCCGCUGCUCCAGCCUCAUCUCCAGCACCAGCAGCUCCCGCUGCUCCAGCCUCAGCUCCAGCACCAGCAGCUCCCGCUGCUCCAGCCUCAGCUCAAGCACCAGCAGCUCCCCCUGCUCCAGCCUCAGCUCCAGCACCAGCAGCUCCUCCUCAGCUCCCGCUGCUACAGCCUCAGCUCCAGCAGCUCCCGCUGCUACAGCUCCAGCUCCAGCACCAGCAGCUCCCUCUGCUACAGCCUCAGCUCCAGCUCCAGCACCAGCAGCUCCCAGCUCCAGCACCAGCAGCUCCCGCUGUUCCAGCCUCAGCUCCAGCUCCAGCACCAGCAGCUCCCGCUGUUCCAGCCUCAGCUCCAGCUCCAGCACCAGCAGCUCCCGCUGCUACAGCUCCAGCUCCAGCACCAGCAGCUCCCGCUGCUACAGCCUCAGCUCCAGCAGCUCCCGUUGCUACAGCCUCAGCUCCAGCAGCUCCCGCUGCUACAGCUCCAGCACCAGCAGCUCCAGCCUCGGCUCCAGCACCAGCAGCUCCCGCUACUACAGCCUCAGCACCAGCAGCUCCCGCUGCUCCAGCCUCAGCUCCAGCACCAGCAGCUCCUCCUCCUCAGCUCCAGCUCCAGCACCAGCAGCUCCCGCUGCUACAGCCUCAGCACCAGCAGCUCCCUCUGCUAUAGCCUCAGCUCCAGCUCCAGCACCAGCAGCUCCCUCUGCUACAGCUCCAGCUCCAGCUCCAGCACCAGCAGCUCCCUCUGCUACAGCCUCAGCUCCCAGCUCCAGCACCAGCAGCUCCCCCUGCUCCAGCCUCAGCUCCAGCAGCUCCCGCUGCUCCAGCCUCAGCUCCAGCAGCUUCCGCUGCUCCAGCUCCUGCUCCAGCACCAGCAGCUCCCGCUGCUCCAGCCUCAGCUCCAGCUCCAGCACCAGCAGCUCCUCAGCUCCCGCUGCUACAGCCUCAGCUCCAGCUCCAGCACGAGCAGCUCCCGCUGCUACAGCCUCAGCUCCAGCAGCUCCCGCUGCUACAGCUCCAGCUCCAGCACCAGCAGCUCCCGCUGCUCCAGCCUCAGCUCCAGCUCCAGCACCAGCAGCUCCCGCUGCUACAGCCUCAGCUCCAGCUCCAGCACGAGCAGCUCCCGCUGCUACAGCCUCAGCUCCAGCUCCAGCACGAGCAGCUCCCGCUGCUACAGCCUCAGCUCCAGCAGCUCCCGCUGCUACAGCUCCAGCUCCAGCACCAGCAGCUCCCGCUGCUACAGCCUCAGCUCCCAGCACCAGCAGCUCCAGCCUCAGCUCCAGCACCAGCAGCUCCCCCUGCUCCAGCAGCUCCCGGUGCUCCAGCCUCAGCUCCAGCUCCAGCACCAGCAGCUCCGGCUGCUCCAGCCUCAGCUCCAGCACCACUCCCACUGCUCCAGCCUCAGCUCCAGCACCAGCAGCUCCCCCUGCUCCAGCCUCAGCUUCAGCAGCUCCCGCUGCUACAGCCUCAGCUCCAGCAGCUCCCGCUGCUACAGCUCCAGCUCCAGCACCAGCAGCUCCCGCUGCUCCAGUCUCAAUUCCAGCACCAGCAGCUCCCGCUGCUACAGACUCAGCUCCAGCACCAGCAGCUCCAGCACCAGCAGCACCAGCAGCUCCCGCUGCUACAGCCUCAGCUCCAGCACCAGCAGCUCCCGCUGCUACAGCUCCAGCUCCAGCACCAGCAGCUCCCGCUGCUACAGCCUCAGCACCAGCAGCUCCCGCUGCUACAGCCUCAGCUCCAGCAGCUCCCGCUGCUACAGCUCCAGCUCCAGCACCAGCAGCUCCCGCUGCUACAGCCUCAGCUCCAGCUCCAGCACCAGCAGCUCCCGCUGCUACAGCCUCAGCUCCAGCAGCUCCUGCUGCUACAGCCUCAGCUCCCAGCACCAGCAGCUCCAGCCUCAGCUCCAGCACGAGCAGCUCCCCCUGCUCCAGCCUCAGCUCCAGCAGCUCCCGCUGCUCCAGCCUCAGCUCCAGCAGCUCACGCUGCUCCAGCUCCUGCUCCAGCACCAGCAGCUCCCGCUGCUCCAGCCUCAGCUCCAGCACCAGCAGCUCCCGCUGCUCCAGCCUCAUCUCCAGCACCAGCAGCUCCCGCUGCUCCAGCCUCAGCUCCAGCACCAGCAGCUCCCGCUCAGCUCCCGCUGCUACAGCCUCAGCUCCAGCACCAGCAGCUCCCCCUGCUCCAGCCUCAGCUCCAGCAGCUCCCGCUGCUCCAGCCUCAGCUCCAGCAGCUUCCGCUGCUCCAGCUCCUGCUCCAGCACCAGCAGCUCCCGCUGCUCCAGCCUCAGCUCCAGCUCCAGCACCAGCAGCUCCUGCUGCUCCAGCCUCAUCUCCAGCACCAGCAGCUCCCGCUGCUCCAGCCUCAGCACCAGCAGCUCCCGCUGCUACAGCCUCAGCUCCAGCCAGCCUCAGCUCCAGCUCCAGCACCAGCAGCUCCCGCUGCUACAGCUCCAGCUCCAGCACCAGCAGCUCCCGCUACUACAGCCUCACCACCAGCAGCUCCUGCUGUUCCAGCCUCAGCUCCAGCUCCAGCCCCAGCAGCUCCCGCUGCUACAGCUCCAGCUCCAGCACAAGCAGCUCCCGCUGCUACAGCCUCAGCUCCAGCUCCAGCACCAGCAGCUCCAGCUCAGCUCCCGCUGCUACAGCCUCAGCUCCAGCUCCAGCACGAGCAGCUCCCGCUGCUACAGCCUCAGCUCCAGCAGCUCCCGCUGCUACAGCUCCCAGCACCAGCAGCUCCAGCCUCAGCUCCAGCACCAGCAGCUCCCCCUGCUCCAGCAGCUCCCGGUGCUCCAGCCUCAGCUCCAGCUCCAGCACCAGCAGCUCCGGCUGCUCCAGCCUCAGCUCCAGCACCAGCAGCUCCCACUGCUACAGCCUCAGCUCCAGCACCAGCAGCUCCCGCUGCUACAGCUCCAGCUCCAGCACCAGCAGCUCCCGCUGCUACAGCUCCAGCUCCAGCACCAGCAGCUCCCGCUGCUACAGCCUCAGCACCAGCAGCUCCCACUGCUCCAGCCUCAGCUCCAGCACCAGCAGCUCCCCCUGCUCCAGCCUCAGCUUCAGCAGCUCCCGCUGCUACAGCCUCAGCUCCAGCAGCUCCCGCUGCUACAGCUCCAGCUCCAGCACCAGCAGCUCCCGCUGCUCCAGUCUCAAUUCCAGCACCAGCAGCUCCCGCUGCUACAGACUCAGCUCCAGCACCAGCAGCUCCAGCACCAGCAGCACCAGCAGCUCCCGCUGCUACAGCCUCAGCUCCAGCACCAGCAGCUCCCGCUGCUACAGCUCCAGCUCCAGCACCAGCAGCUCCCGCUGCUACAGCCUCAGCACCAGCAGCUCCCGCUGCUACAGCCUCAGCUCCAGCAGCUCCCGCUGCUACAGCUCCAGCUCCAGCACCAGCAGCUCCCGCUGCUACAGCCUCAGCUCCAGCUCCAGCACCAGCAGCUCCCGCUGCUACAGCCUCAGCUCCAGCAGCUCCUGCUGCUACAGCCUCAGCUCCAGCUCCAGCACCAGCAGCUCCCGCUGCUACAGCCUCAGCUCCAGCAGCUCCUGCUGCUAAAGCCUCAGCUCCAGCACCAGCAGCUCCCGCUGCUACAGCCUCAGCUCCAGCACCAGCAGCUCCAGCCUCAGCUCCAGCACCAGUAGCUCCCCCUGCUCCAGCCUCAGCUCCAGCAGCUCCCGCUGCUCCAGCCUCAGCUCCAGCAGCUCCCGCUGCUCCAGCUCCAGCUCCAGCACCAGCAGCUCCUGCUGCUCCAGCCUCAGCUCCAGCACCAGCAGCUCCCGCUGCUCCAGCCUCAUCUCCAGCACCAGCAGCUCCCGCUGCUCCAGCCUCAGCUCCAGCACCAGCAGCUCCUCCUGCUCCAGCCUCAGCUCAAGCACCAGCAGCUCCCCCUGCUCCAGCCUCAGCUCCAGCACCAGCAGCUCCUCCUCAGCUCCCGCUGCUACAGCCUCAGCUCCAGCAGCUCCCGCUGCUACAGCUCCAGCUCCAGCACCAGCAGCUCCCGCUGCUACAGCCUCAGCUCCAGCUCCAGCACCAGCAGCUCCCGCUGCUACAGCCUCAGCUCCCAGCACCAGCAGCUCCAGCCUCAGCUCCAGCACCAGUAGCUCCCCCUGCUCCAGCCUCAGCUCCAGCAGCUCCCGCUGCUCCAGCCUCAGCUCCAGCAGCUCCCGCUGCUCCAGCUCCAGCUCCAGCACCAGCAGCUCCUGCUGCUCCAGCCUCAGCUCCAGCACCAGCAGCUCCCGCUGCUCCAGCCUCAUCUCCAGCACCAGCAGCUCCUGCUGCUCCAGCCUCAGCUCCAGCACCAGCAGCUCCCGCUGCUCCAGCCUCAGCUCAAGCACCAGCAGCUCCCCCUGCUCCAGCCUCAGCUCCAGCACCAGCAGCUCCUCCUCAGCUCCCGCUGCUACAGCCUCAGCUCCAGCAGCUCCCGCUGCUACAGCUCCAGCUCCAGCACCAGCAGCUCCCUCUGCUACAGCCUCAGCUCGAGCUCCCAGCACCAGCAGCUCCAGCCUCAGCUCCAGCACCAGUAGCUCCCCCUGCUCCAGCCUCAGCUCCAGCAGCUCCCGCUGCUCCAGCCUCAGCUCCAGCAGCUCCCGCUGCUCCAGCUCCAGCUCCAGCACCAGCAGCUCCCGCUGCUCCAGCUCCAGCUCCAGCACCAGCAGCUCCCGCUGCUCCAGCCUCAUCUCCAGCACCAGCAGCUCCCGCUGCUCCAGCCUCAGCUCCAGCACCAGCAGCUCCCGCUGCUCCAGCCUCAGCUCAAGCACCAGCAGCUCCCCCUGCUCCAGCCUCAGCUCCAGCACCAGCAGCUCCUCCUCAGCUCCCGCUGCUCUAGCCUCAGCUCCAGCACCAGCAGCUCCCGCUGCUACAGCCUCAGCACCAGCAGCUCCCACUGCUCCAGCCUCAGCUCCCGCUGCUCCAGCCUCAGCUCCAGCUCCAGCACGAGCAGCUCCCGCUGCUACAGCCUCAGCUCCAGCAGCUCCCGCUGCUACAGCUCCAGCUCCAGCACCAGCAGCUCCCUCUGCUACAGCUCCAGCUCCAGCUCCAUUCAGCUCCAGCACGAGCAGCUCCCGCUGCUCUAGCCUCAGCUCCAGCACCAGCAGCUCCCGCUGCUACAGCCUCAGCACCAGCAGCUCCCACUGCUCCAGCCUCAGCUCCCGCUGCUCCAGCCUCAGCUCCAGCUCCAGCACGAGCAGCUCCCGCUGCUACAGCCUCAGCUCCAGCAGCUCCCGCUGCUACAGCUCCAGCUCCAGCUCCAGCACCAGCAGCUCCCUCUGCUAUAGCCUCAGCUCCAGCUCCAGCACCAGCAGCUCCCGCUGCUACAGCUCCAGCACCAGCAGCUCCCGCUGCUACAGCUCCAGCACCAGCAGCUCCCGCUGCUACAGCUCCAGCACCAGCAGCUCCCGCUGCUACAGCCUCAGCUCCAGCUCCAGCACCAGCAGCUCCAGCUGCUACAGCCUCAGCUCCAGCUCCAGCACCAGCAGCUCCCGCUGCUACAGCCUCAGCUCCAGCAGCUCCUGCUGCUACAGCUGCAGCUCCAGCACCAGCAGCUCCCGCUGCUCCAGCCUCAGCUCCAGCUCCAGCACCAGCAGCUCCCGCUGCUACAGCCUCAGCUCCAGCAGCUGCUGCUGCUAAAGCCUCAGCUCCAGCACCAGCAGCUCCCGCUGCUACAGCCUUAGCUCCAGCACCAGCAGCUCCAGCCUCAGCUCCAGCACGAGCAGCUCCCCCUGCUCCAGCCUCAGCUCCAGCAGCUCCCGCUGCUCCAGCCUCAGCUCCAGCAGCUCCCGCUGCUCCAGCUCCUGCUCCAGCACCAGCAGCUCCCGCUGCUCCAGCCUCAGCUCCAGCUCCAGCACCAGCAGCUCCCGCUGCUCCAGCCUCAUCUCCAGCACCAGCAGCUCCCGCUGCUCCAGCCUCAGCUCCAGCACCAGCAGCUCCCGCUGCUACACCCUCAGCUCCAGCACCAGCAGCUCCCGCUGCUCCAGCCUCAGUUCCAGCUCCAGCACCAGCAGCUCCCGUUGCUCCAGCCUCAGCUCCAGCACCAGCAGCUCCCGCUGCUCCAGCCUCAGCUCCAGCUCCAGCACCAGCAGCUCCCGCUGCUCCAGCCUCAGCUCCAGCACCAGCACCUCCCUCUGCUCCAGCCUCAGCUCCAGCUCCAGCACCAGCAGCUCCCGCUGCUCCAGCCUCAGCUCCAGCAGCUCCUGCUGCUACAGCUCCAGCUCCAGCACCAGCAGCUCCCGCUGCUACUGCCUCAGCUACAGCUCCAGCAGCUCCCACUGCUCCAGCCUCAGCUCCAGCACCAGCAGCACCCUCAGUUCCAGCUGCUCCAGCGCAAGCACCAGCAGCUCCCACUGCUUCAGCUCCAGUGCCAGCUGUGCCUGCUUUUCCUACUCCAGUAACUGGCAAAAGGCUAGACAUGAGGAUAAAGACAAAAAUGUAGCCAACAAUGCAGAUGUCAAACAGGCAGAAUCUGUUUUGAAAUGA